GAGUUCAAGGAAGUAGAAACCAUAGAAAUUGGGAAGACUGAGAACGGAAUUGUUCGGUAAUAAAAUUCAUAUAAAGACGAAGCAAAGAAGUUUUAGAGUUCUUCCCUUGCAUUUCUGAAUCGUCAUGGCUGCUCUUCAAUACUUGGAAUCGCUGCGCGAUACGCACCCGGAGCUCUCGGAUUGGUCCAAUUUGCUUGCGGAUCUGUACGAGAAGAAGCUCUGGCACCAGCUCACUCUGAAGCUCGAGCAGUUCGUUGGACUUGCUGUUUUCCAGGCCGAUGAUGCUUUGAUACAGUUAUAUCAUAAUUUCAUCACAGACUUUGAGACUAAGAUCAAUCUUCUCAAGCUUGCUCAUUUUGCUGUGAUAGUUUCUCGUCAGUACUCUGAAAAAGAAGCUGCCAUUGGUUUUCUUGAAGGAGUCAUUGAGAAGCUUCAAGCUACUAAAGAGAAGCGGAUAGAAGAACCAAUUGUCUACAUUAAGAUGCAAAUAGCCUUGUUUAAGCUUGAACAAGGUGACCAAAAGGAAUGCAAAAGACUUCUAGAUGAUGGAAAGAGCACAGUUGACAGUAUGACAGAUAUUGAUCCAUCUGUUUAUGCAAGCUAUUACUGGGUAUCAUCUCAGUAUCAUAAAUUUUGCCAGGAAUUUGCUGAGUUCUACAAAAGUGCUCUUCUCUAUCUGGCAUACACAUCAGUGGAGUCUCUCUCAGAUUCAUUCAAGCUGGAUUUGGCAUUUGAUUUGUCCCUUUCUGCUCUGUUGGGAGAUAACAUUUACAACUUUGGAGAGCUACUUGCACAUCCUAUAAUUAAGAGUCUUUUGGGGACAACGGUGGAAUGGCUUUACUAUAUUCUUCAGGCAUUCAAUUCCGGGGAUUUGGUUAGAUAUCAAGAACUUUGCGGGGUGCAUAACACUGCUCUACGGGCUCAACCAGCACUGGUUCAGAAUCAGAAGAGGUUGUUGGAAAAAAUCAACAUUCUCUGCUUAAUGGAGAUUAUAUUCAGUCGACCUGCUGAAGCUCGGACAAUUCCUUUGAGUGCCAUUGCGGAGCGUACAAGACUUUCUAUAGAGGAUGUGGAGCAUCUCCUCAUGAAGAGCCUUUCAGUUCAUUUAAUUGAGGGUAUAAUUGAUCAAGUUGAGGGUACGGUGCAUGUUUCUUGGGUGCAGCCAAGGGUCCUGGGGAUCCCACAGAUCAAAUCUUUAAGGGAGCGGCUGAACAGUUGGACGGAUAAAGUGCACUUUGCAUUGUCAUCCAUCGAAGCAGAAACACCUGAUCUUAUCGGAUCAUGAGUUUUUAUAAACAGGUUUUUUCUGCUUAUUGUAAGUUUGUAACAAUUUCUUAUGGGAACGUAAAUGAAAGCGGCCACGGAAGAUGAGAAAACUUCCCGAGUCAGGUGUGCAAUAGAGCCAACUUAAAUGUUCUCUGCUUGGUGUUGACUGCUGCUCUUGAAUCACCAACUGGAAGGGCGGCCUCUUGUAGGCUCGACAAUUCUUGGUUCUGUGGUUGCAUGCCUAGAGGCAUUCACGAAUUGAAAAAUAGGCUCUUUACAUGCUUUAUUGAUUAUAAA
This is a messenger RNA of Neltuma alba, 1563 nucleotides long. RefSeq names its product 26S proteasome non-ATPase regulatory subunit 13 homolog A. The record is from RefSeq and is a predicted model, not a curated record. NCBI's taxonomy places the organism in Eukaryota, Viridiplantae, Streptophyta, Magnoliopsida, Fabales, Fabaceae. Bases 125 to 1285 code for a protein of 386 amino acids. Gene Ontology annotation, molecular function: structural molecule activity. Gene Ontology annotation, biological process: ubiquitin-dependent protein catabolic process. The transcript has 6 exons. Gene Ontology annotation, cellular component: proteasome regulatory particle, lid subcomplex; cytosol; nucleus.